Symbiodinium sp. CCMP2592 is the source of this 3660-nucleotide messenger RNA. NCBI's taxonomy places the organism in Eukaryota, Dinophyceae, Suessiales, Symbiodiniaceae. The record is from the annotation of a GenBank genome assembly.
AUGCUGUCCGUGCAGGGUGAGUCCCUGGUCGGGCGGCUUGUGAAUGUGACAGGAGACCAUGAAGUCGUGGAGGGAGCAGUGGCCGGGGAGGCUUCCAUAAAGGGACAAGUUGUGGGCUGGGCUCCUGAGGAGCAGCACUGCAUGGUUCGCAGCUUUGGUGGCGCCCUUCUCCGGGUUCAGUCAGCAUCACUGGCAGAGAUGGAGGAGGAGUUCGAUGUCCUCUGGCCGGAGGGUGACAAUCUACGAUUGCUGGGCAAGGAGGUUGCAGAAUGCCUUGCAAAGAAGAUGCACUGCCUCGUGCAGACCUUCGCGUCCUACGAGGUUGGCUCUCAAGCCAUGGAGAUGGCGAGAAAACGGCUUGGCUGGAGGCGCUUCCCCAAGGAGUUGGAGCCUUCCUACCUGGGACAGAAUGCGCAGGGUAAGAUCUUGUGGCUUCCGGCCGAUGAUCCCCGCCGAGAGGUGCGGUCACCGCUGGAAUCCUGCGACAGGUUGCUUUCAAAGCUCGCCUCCGGCCUCUAUGUGGAGUGCCAAGACACACUGAGCUUCCUGCCGGACGGACGCUCCGACGCGCUCUUGUGGCUGCCGCCAAAGAGCCAGAAAGAGGAAGAGGCGAACUUGCGGCAGCAAGAGCGGCUCGGCGAGGAGCACGUCAGGGACGGCCAAAUCGAGGGCCACAUUGACUUCGUUCAGUCGCGGAAGGUGUGUGCUCUCUACCAGGUGGCUGGCAGUGCCAACGUUGUGCUGCACAGCGCCGAAGGUGUCCCUGUUCAUGUAGCACUUCGAAGAGGACAAGUUUUGCUAUUCCGGCAUGACCUUUCGACCUUCUCCCAUGAAGGCAGCAAAGACUCCUUUGCAAUGCUGACCUGGAUUUUCUCGACAGGUUAUGCCGCGGAGGUCCAACAGCUGGCGGGGAUCAUCGGGAAGGAGGCUGAUGUGGCCUCGGGCGUGAUCAGUGGUCCACUGUCUCCGGUGAACCCUUUGACUGGCAAGACAGUGAGCGUAAUGUCUGCGGACUGCAUGUUGGCAGGAAACGGUGUCUCUCCAGAAGAGUACUGGCAAAUGCUGGUCAUGGGGACGGACGGCUGCCGCCAUCUUUCACCCGUUCGGUGGGACCCAGAAGCCUACUUUGAGCCGGACAAGGACAUUGCCUUUGGCAAAUACUACUCCAACCAUGGCGGGUUCGUUGUAGAAGAGUACAUCCUGGGCUUUGAUGCCGCCUUCUUCGGCUUCACGGAUGAGCAGGCAUCUAUGUUGGAUCCAAUCCAGCGCAACACCCUCGAAGUGGGCUAUUCGACCCUCCUGAAGGCUGGAUGGAACAGGAAGCGGCUGGGAAGCGCAAACAUAGGUGUCUAUAUCGGCAACUGUGGGACGGAUUGGUCGGGCAUGAAACCUAUCAUCCCUUCGGAACUUCCAAGUGUCUCUGCCGAGAUGAUGGCUUUUCGGUUGUCGGCAAUGUCAGCACAUUCGACGAGCACACGACUUUCCUAUACUUUUGGCAUGACGGGCCCCAUCAGUACAUCCGAUACUGCCUGCUCGUCGUCUUUGGUGGCGACUGGCGAAGCCCACAAUGCUAUUCGGCAGCUUGAUCCUGGGCAGAAGAAUAUCACGAGCAGCUCCGGAAACACCGAGCAUGCUUUGGCCAUCGGCACCAACGGCUUGUUGGGCCCCUUUUCUUGGAUUGGGCUCUGUGGCCCCAAGAUGCUUUCAGCGAAAGGCCGUUGCUUCACUUUCGACUAUGGAGCAGAUGGCUUCGGCCGCGGCGAAGGCACAAGUGGCAUCUUUAUGCAAGUCACACACGAAGAGCCGACGGAGAGACUGGCGAUCUUCUGUGGCACCAACAUCAACCAGGAUGGCAGGAGUGCCUCGAUGACAGCACCACACGGGCCGUCGCAGCAGGAGUGCAUACGUGCCUCUCUUCGAGAAGCAAAUGUCACGCCGGCGGACAUCAGGGUGGCUGAGCUGCAUGGCACUGGAACCGCCCUGGGAGAUCCGAUCGAAGUUGGUGCCCUGCGCGGUGUGAUGAAGGAUCGGAAAGUGCCAAUCAUGAAGACCAGUGCGAAGUCCAACCUGGCUCACGGCGAAGCCAAUGCAGGGAUGGCAGGUCUUGUGAAGUGCGUCCUGAUGUUGAACCAUCACAGUGUUUCUCCGAACGUUCAUUUCUACUGCCUCAACCCGCAUGUGGACAUGAAUGGUUAUCCUUGCCAGAUUUCGGGAGAGCUCCUGGAUCUCGGCUCGAACACUGGCUAUGCGGGUGUCUCCUCCUUUGGCUUCGGUGGCACCAAUGCGCGAGCCGAUAUCUGGGCCAAAGCACAAACUGGCUUCAGAAAAGUUCGUCAGGUCGACCUCAACAUGAUUGAAAACGUGACUGUGCGAUGCCCGAAGUGCUUGGGCAGCAUGGAGUGGAAGAGCUCUGACGCAGUACCCUCACGGCUGCCAAAGCCAACGGGACAGGGCCGGAGGCUGGCACAUUGCGUGCGCGAGUCUGACAACUACGACUUCUGCAGCCACUGCUACGACGGCUCCUACCUCUUUGGACAACCAACUCCAGAAGAUCCCAUGCCAGCGGGCACGGCUUACAUCAAGGGUUCCUGGACAGCUUUCUCAGAGUUUGAGGAGAUGAAGGUGGAGGAGGGUGCCUUCACCUUCCAAGUGCGCCUCGGUGAGACGCGGCUGGAGCGCUUCUACAUCGCUAUGCAGAAGAAGGAAGAGCAGGCUAUCUUCCCGUGGCAUGCAUCAGGAGCGCGAGGUGUGCGUGUGAAAGGGCCCUGUGCAUGGGAAACUGGACACUACUUCGUCGUGGACGGACGUGACGAUGAGUGGCCAGAGGGCUCGCUCGUGAAGAUCAAGGCCUGGGUGGAGCAGCGGCUCAACGAGCGGAAAGUCUCCUGGGAAAUGCUUCGUGAGGAGGGUGGACCGAGGGAGAUGCCCAGCUUCUCUCACAGCUACCAAGUCGUCGGAUCUCUGACGCAGAUGAAGCUGAUCCCUAUGAAGGCUGUGAGGGGUCUCAGGAAUGUUUUCGAAUACACCACUCGGCUCGGCUUGCAGAGCCUGGAGACAUUUCACUUCAUGCGGGACUAUGAUCGCACGCAGGUGAUCUACCCUGCAAGGCAUCUGCCGAGAAGCUCUACCGUGCCCGUCAGAGGGCCCGAUGCUGGCGGAACUGAGAGCUUCUUCGCAAUCAGCGGCCGGCAGGGUGAUCGUCUCCUGCUUCGCCUGGAGGUGUCGGACGCUCAUGUGACGGUGAGUGCAAGCCAGUCGUCCGGCACACGCACGUGGCACAGUCAAGAGGGGCGGAUGCGAAAGCGCUUUUUCGUGGCAGGCUCUUCGUGGGAUCGUCGCAUCGCCAUGGACCAGGAUGCAGAUCAUCCAGACAGGUAUUUCGCACAGGUGAUGGUCGUCUCUCGGACUUGCGCGGAAGAAUUCCAGAUCCUGCUCGACGAGGAUCCAAAUCGAGCCAUAUUUCCAGAAGCGCCCAGAUCCACGAGCGGUGGGUCCAUGGUCAUGGGUCCGGAGUCUGGAAAAUCAGACAAGAAGUUCCUCAUCACUGGCUAUCCAGGUACCACCUUCGAGAUAUGCUUAGACCUCCAAAGUGAGAACAAGUGGAAGACCGUGACGUGGAGAAAGCUUGCCGAAGAGGCUCCGAAAGCUAUUGCAUUCUGA